Molecule: messenger RNA, 1014 nt
Organism: Vicia villosa (hairy vetch)
Lineage: Eukaryota; Viridiplantae; Streptophyta; Magnoliopsida; Fabales; Fabaceae
Product: psbP domain-containing protein 3, chloroplastic-like
Exons: 9
Coding region: 4-768 (254 amino acids)
Biological process (GO): photosynthesis
Cellular component (GO): photosystem II oxygen evolving complex; photosystem II; extrinsic component of membrane
Molecular function (GO): calcium ion binding
Source: RefSeq, a predicted model, not a curated record
GAAAUGAAGGAUGAGAAAGAAGUGAAGGUCAUCCAUCUUAAAGAAAUGGCAUCCAUUUCAUGGUUCAGCUGUCUUCACAUCCGACCAACAGCCUCUGCAGACAACAAAAUUUCUUCACCAAUAACCGUGGAACAUCAUAAAACAAGACCACAAAAUUUACUUUCUUCCUUAGAAGAAGGACAUGCUGUUAAUAGAAGACAACUGAUUCUUUACACAUCAACAGCAGCAAUUGCAGCUUCAUCUACUGUCUCAAAUGCAUUGGCACUCAAUGACGUGUCUGAGGAAUUUAGUGUCUACACUGAUGAUGAGAACAAGUUCAAGAUUGAGAUUCCUCAAGAGUGGCAAAACGGAACAGGAGAAUCUGCUGGAUUUAAAUCACUAACUGCUUUCUAUCCAAAAGAGCAAUCUAAUUCCAAUGUGAGCGUUGUGAUCACAGGAGUAGGACCGGAUUUCACUAAGAUGGAAUCGUUUGGCAAAGUUGAAGAAUUUGCUGACACUCUGGUUAGUGGAUUGGACAGAAGCUGGAAAAAACCACCUGGUGUGGCUGCUAAACUCAUAGACUGUAAAUCAUCUAAAGGAUUUUAUUUCAUUGAGUAUACGCUGCAAAGUCCUGGCGAGAGUCGCAAACAUCUAUAUUCAGCUAUUGGGAUGUUAACAAAUGGCUGGUAUAACAGACUAUAUACAGUAACAGGACAGUAUGGAGAUGAGGAAACAGACAAGUAUGCUUCCAAGAUUCAGAAGGCAGUUCGAUCGUUUAAGUUCACAUAGAGAAGAAAUAUUCAUGACGGGAGAGAAAUUUUUCGUUGCUUUCGGUCACGGGCUCCCUCAGGAUGUCUUCAUGACAUUAUUUAUUAGAUAUAAAUGUCUGUCUAAAUCCUAUUAGUAUGAUAUUUACUUCAAUACUGACAGGCCAAAGCAGUAUAAAUGAAUGACAUUAAUCGAUGUAAUGGACAAAGAUAUUUUGCAGUGAACAUCACCACAACUUCAAGAACAAUUGAAAAUACUCUUUUCAAA